AUGAUUAUGGGUUUAUCCCCUAUCCAAAUUCCAAGGAUCAGACGCUACUUCAAAGUACAACAACCACAAAAGCAGGCGGAAAUCGUGAACUUCAAGUCGCAUCUUGAAUCUCUCCCACAGCAUCUUAUCUUAGAAAUCGGGCGCCAAUCCCACUUUCUUCGAGAUGUCCUCAGCCUCAGUCUUUGCUCGAGUCGAUUGCGAUCGGCUUUAGCGUCGAUUCUGUACUCCACGAUCGAACUGAGAUCAAACAGGCUUUUCAAGGCGACGCUCGUUGGCCUGACCAGGCAUCCGGAAAUACCACAGCACAUCAAGAAGCUCGUUGUGCGUCCAAAUAGUGCCGAGUGGACCCUACCUGGGGAUGAAAUCGACGAAAGCAUCGUGUCUAACCUUCUCGUGUCGGUCGUCCCGCUCUGCCGACGUCUUGAAGCAUUUGUAUGGGAUGGAUGGGAGAUGCCUGAUGAUAGGCUAUGGUUGGUUCUUCGAACAUCUUGCCCGUCUCUCAAGUCCGUCAGCACGACUGUUGGGGUGCAGCCUCUGAACCCUUCUAGCCAUUUUUUUGAGUUUUCCGACUUGCGGCAAUUUUCGUUGACUGUCAAAUGUCGAUCUCUGGAAUGGUUAUUGGACGGACACCCCAAAACGGAAAAAUUGCCGAGAAAAUUCUGGGAAAUGUUGCUCGAGCGAUGUCCGAAUCUCGAAGAGUUGACUAUUGCAUCUAUCGCUCCUUCUCCUCGCAUGUUCGAUAUUCGUCAUGUAACCGCUGGUCGAUGGCGACGGUUAAGAAGCCUGACUUUGGGAGAUUUAGUCGUUAACCCAAAUGAAGCUGAAAAAUGCCGCCUGCCAGACCAGCAUCCUUUGAUGAAGUUCUUCGCCGCGCAUCGAAAACUACAACAUGUCGCUCUGCAACAAGCAGGACGCAGUGAAUCUUUUCCACCCUGUUUCUCCCUGGUACCAGCUGCACUCCCCGAUCUUGAAUCUUUCAGCGGUUCUCUCAGAUAUGUGAAGACUUUACCUCAUCCAGAACGUCUGAAACACCUGAACUUGACGAGUCUCCAUCACACACCCUCUGUUUUAACUCCGACUUUUUCAGUCCUUCGGGGACUUCCUUCUCUGAUUUCGUUGAGCAUAUGGAUCGACAUUUCGUUUGGAGGUCGGACCAACUACUUUCAAGACGAAAGCCAUAUCUUUUCUUCGCUAUUAGCUUUCUGCCCAAACCUUCGUCACCUUGAGGUUCUUUGUUUUACUCAUCCGACAUUCCGUGUGAGGGAGUUUUCGCGGGCUCUCCAGAACUCGCCUCAAUUGGAAUCUUUCGUUUUGACCAAGAUGUAUAAAUCGAGGGAGGAAGAUAUAACCAUGAUUGCAGAACGCGUCAUUUACGAAAAUCCAAACCUUAAGAAGUUCACGUUACGCUAUACCGCAGACCGUUGGCCAACUCAAGCUGCUGGCCGCUUGAGGCAGUUGGGAAUCUAUGAAGUACGAUGUGACGAAGACGGCAAUCCUUCGGGUCUCUUCGCGUAUGAAUGGGGACUCCGAGCCUUUGGGUUUGAACACUCGCGGAGUUUUGUCCACCCCCUCUCAAUGGACAAGACUCCGCGAAGCCCAGGGUCGCCGGAGACGAAGUCGACAAGGUCGUCGUUUUCGUCAGGGAAGUCUGCAGGGAGGGCAUCGUUCUCGUCGGAGAGGAGUAGGACCAGCUUCGACCUUGGCUUUAAUCUCUACGGUCUAGUUUGAUGAAAUAGAGUGAAAAUCUGUAUGCAGAUGUACUUUUACUGUACCAAUCCAUGUACCACCUGGAAAUUAGAGGCUGUAGCCAAUCAACGA
Molecule: messenger RNA, 1818 nt
Organism: Laccaria bicolor S238N-H82
Lineage: Eukaryota; Fungi; Basidiomycota; Agaricomycetes; Agaricales; Hydnangiaceae
Exons: 6
Coding region: 1-1728 (575 amino acids)
Source: RefSeq, a predicted model, not a curated record